Messenger RNA from Chlamydomonas reinhardtii, 2622 nucleotides. RefSeq lists its product as uncharacterized. Gene Ontology annotation, biological process: ubiquitin-dependent protein catabolic process; regulation of apoptotic process; protein ubiquitination. The transcript is spliced from 15 exons. Lineage: Eukaryota; Viridiplantae; Chlorophyta; Chlorophyceae; Chlamydomonadales; Chlamydomonadaceae. The coding region runs from base 236 to 2368 and encodes 710 amino acids. The record is from RefSeq and is a predicted model, not a curated record.
AACGAUUGACAGCACGAACUCUGCGUGACUGCACAAUUUCUUCGACCAGCGACUGUUACGCUAUAUCGCAUCUAACGACUGUGAUUAUCUUCAAGCAUGUGCUGUUGUUUAUAACCACACCUGAGCGAAGUCCUGGUGCUUGACCAGGUGCCAGGGCAUGCGACGUGAGCGGCAGUCUCUGAGUACGCGUUUGUCGCCUUGCCACGCCAACGGGCAAGCAAUUGAAUUAGAAUAGAUGGGCGCGGGCUGCUCGUCCGCGGCGCCGGACCCGGCCGCUGUCGCUCAAGGGGCAGAAGUGGACACGGUCGCCGGGCCGCAGCCGGGGUACGUGUACCUUUCCUACCACCGAGCAGACACGGGGGAUCAAAGGGGCGAGGGCGGCGACGGCGCGGCAGGCCGCAUUCGCGACUGGCUGACCAGCAAGGGCUAUGUGGUGCUCAUGGGCGAGCGGGACGAUGACGCGGAUGGCGGGAAGAAGGCGGCGGGCGUGCAGCAGGGUCCGGUGCAGGUGUGGUACCAGCGCAUGCAGCGGGCCGUGGAGUGCUGCCAGGCCUUUGUGGCGGUGUGCUCCGAGCGCUACGGCACGGGCCCUGAGGCGCACCGGGAGCUGCAGCUGGCGGACGGCGCCUCCGGCCUGCCGCUCAUCCCGCUGUGGCACGGCGGGCCCUGGCCGCCGCCCGACGUGCACGUGGCGCCGCUGCUGUCGCACCUGGAGCGGGUGCCGCGGGGGGCGCGGCCGCUGUGCCGCACAGUACUGGAGGGCGUCAUGGGCGAGCUGCUUGACCGGCUCCAAGCCGCGGGCGUCAUGCCGGCACCCAACGCGGUGGACGGCGCCGCCGCCGCCGCCGCCGCCGGCCGCACCAGCGCCUACACGUCUGACGUGGAGUGGUGCUUCCAGCCGGGGCCGGAGGACCCCAAGGAGGAGGACUAUGCGGUCGUCAAGUGCUACACGCGACAGCUGCAGGAGAUCGUGGACCGUCUGAGUCUGACGGUGCGGCCCACAGUUCUGGACCUGGGCGGGGAGACCUUCUCAGGCGACCUGCCGCAACUGAUGCUGGCGGACGCGGCGGCGGCGGCGGCGCUGUCGGCGGCGGGAAGUCCGGCCACUGGAGGGACACUGCUGCUCAGCCGGCCACACGUGACGCUGCGGAACGGCUGCAUCAAGCUGCGGCAGGACCAGGAGUUUCGCAUCCUGUCGCCGGGCAUCGUACUGGACCAAAUCUCGGUGGUUACGGAACUACGGCAGGCCGGGGCGCGCGCCUCAAGAAAGAAACUCAGCACGACGGGCGCAGCAGGCGGCGGCGGGGGAGCAGGAGGAGGCAUCGACAAUGGCGACGGUGCCGGCGGUGUGGUGGGGUACGGAGCCGUCUACGAGAUGGGGCGGGCGAUGGUGGUGAUGGCGGCUGGCGCUGUUGGGCUUCGCGCCUUCAACUGCCAGUUUACGAACCACGGGCCACACCUGGCGCUAUGGCUGGCGUCGGGCGCAACGGCGGCCUUCCACGAGUGCCAGGUCGAAGCGCGCGACGGCGGCGGCGUGUGGGUGCGCGACGCGGGCAGUGUGCUCAUCGGCCGCAGCUGCCACCUGCAGAACACGUGUGGGCCCUGCCUGCAGGUGGAGGCGGGCGGCGGCGCCCAGCUGGCGGCGUGCACGCUGGCCAACAGCUCCAUGCACGUGGGCCUGGCGGUGGGCGGCGGCUGCAGGGUGCGGGCCGACAAGUGCAUGGUCAGCGGCAACCAGACGGGCGUGAGCAUCUACGCGGGCGCGACGGUGGAGCUGGUGGGGUGUGAGUCCACGAGCAACACCCUGGCGGGGGUGGAGGUGCGCGAGCCCGGCACCACACUCACAGCCAUUGACUGCAAGCUCAGCCAGAACAGCCAGUCGGGUCUGCUGGUGGCUCAGGGCGGCUCGGCGCGCAUGACCAGCUGCGGCGCGGGCGGCAACCGCACACACGGCGUGCUGGUGCGCGGCGAGGGCUCCUUCGCGGCGCUGCGGCAGGUGACGCUGUCGUACAACCAGCAGGCGGGCCUGCUGGUCAACGGGGCCGCCAAGGUUGACCUGGUCAACUGUGAGGCCAUUGGCAACAAGAUGUGCGCCCUCAUCGUGUGGGGCGCCGGCACACAGGCGGUGGCGCAGGACUGUCGCUUCAACACCAACGUGCAGGCCGGCAUGGCUGUCAAGGACGGCGGGCGCUGUGAGCUGACGCGUUGUGCAGUGCGCGGCAACAAGCUGCCCAGCGAGGUGGCGGGGGCGGGCAGCUGGCUGGGCACUCGGCAGUGCGUCAUGGAUGAAAAGCCGGUGGUGGCGCGGGGCGGGGCGGUGCAGGAGCUGCUGCCGGAGGGCAAGGGCGGCAAGGGUGGCAAGAAGUAGAAUGGGGUAAUGGGGAAGGAGGGGGGAAUGUUGUUAAUACUGGCCCAGCGACGGGAGUGUGUGUGGCCGCAGUUGUGGUGUGCGUGUGGCAUGUGAGAUGCGCAAUGGCUGUCGUGGCGCGGCACACGGAAUGAUAUCGAACACAGUUCACAUGGGCGCAGAACCAUUGUCAGAACCUCCUAGAAUCUUUGCGAUACCUUGCGGGCAACUGGGCCUGUGUGCGGGGUUCGGCCGAGUUGUAACUCCAUUGUCAG